This is a messenger RNA of Gloeophyllum trabeum ATCC 11539, 1125 nucleotides long. RefSeq lists its product as uncharacterized. Gene Ontology annotation, molecular function: oxidoreductase activity, acting on the CH-CH group of donors. The transcript is spliced from 3 exons. Gene Ontology annotation, biological process: lipid metabolic process. Lineage: Eukaryota; Fungi; Basidiomycota; Agaricomycetes; Gloeophyllales; Gloeophyllaceae. Bases 16 to 918 code for a protein of 300 amino acids. The record is from RefSeq and is a predicted model, not a curated record.
GCUUUGACUUCGACGAUGUCCUGGAUGCACUGGAAGCCCAAUGUCGCAGAUGCGAUGCUCUGGUAUGACACCGCCAGAAAAUGGUUCGCUGUCGUGCCAGCCCUCACCACGCCGACCACAUUCUUCAUCAACGCGCCCUUCGGCCGGUUCUCUCCAAAGGGAGAUAGCAUAUUCCUCGUAGAUGGCAUCAAAUCCUGGAUCCUGAUGGAACUUGUCUCCCCUGCCUUCUUCAUCUACACAUACCUAGCUUCCCCGCUCACCCACACGACCCACAUUCCGUCUCCCUCCGACCCCACCACGCCCUUCGUUGCUCUCUUUCUCACGCACUACCUUAAUCGCGCCGUACUCUCGCCCCUGCGCACGCCCACACGCUCGAAAUCUCACAUCAUGGUGCCCCUCGCCGCCGUCGCCUUCAAUACCAUCAAUGGCUCCCUCCUAGGCACGUACCUUUCAUCCCCGGCCGCCACCGCUUUCCUCGUUUCUUCCCAGGUGCCAUGGAAGUUCUACGCUGGGCUCGCGCUCUGGCUGGCGGGGUUCGCGGGCAACAUCCUGCACGACGAGAUUCUGCUCAAUAUACGGCGCAAGUCCAUCCGCGACGCAAAGAAGGCCGAGGCGCAGGGAAAGGAGAAGCCCAAGAACCACUACGCGAUCCCUCACGGCUACCUGUACUCGCUCAUAUCUUACCCGAACUACUUCUGCGAGUGGGUCGAGUGGUUCGGCUUCGCGCUCGCGUGCGCGCCGAUGCCCUCGUUCGCGUCGGGCGCUGAGUUCCUGAGGACUGUGAGUCCGCCGUGGCUGUUCUUCAUGGCGGAGGUGUGCACGAUGCUGCCGAGGGCGUAUAAGGGGCACCAGUGGUACCACGAGAAGUUCCCGGACUAUCCCAAAGACAGGAAGGCGGUCGUGCCAUUCAUCUUAUAGAUGCAUAACGUUGACAUUUGCACGCAUAUACUUGGCAUAUACCCGCAGAUUAUCGGAUAUUGCCUGCAGUAGUUGAAGAUAACGAACGCAUGCGCCCGGGCGUUGACAGCCUUGCGUUUGUAAAGUAUUUCAUCGUCUUGUAUUUCUCUUGUGACCCCGGUCUGCCCGUGCGUCAUCAAUCGAAUUCAAUACAUAUCAUGUUGCGAC